AUGCGCUCCUCAGGAUUGAGUCUGCUGCUGUUGGCAGCACUGUUGGCGUCUGGGCUGGCAGCCGUCUCCUACAGGGGACACAAAGUUUACCGUCUGGUGCCCACGGAGGAGCAGCUGCAGACGCUGUCUCAGCUGCGGGAGCACCCGGCGCUCGACUUCUGGUCGCGAGCUCACCGUGCCGGCCACCCCGUGGAAGUGAGGGUGCCGCCCGACGUGCACGACCACUUCCGAGCAUUCCUCGAUCGCCAAGGAGUGCUGCACAACGUCCUCAUUGAUGACCUCGAACAGAUCUUCGAAAAGGAGCGAAAUCUGACGCUAGUGAGAUCCAUCCCCAAAAGCCCCGAGGACCGCAUAUCAUUCACCGAGUACCAACGCUACGAUGAUAUUCGGCAGUACCUGUCGCAGCUGGCAUCAAGCUAUCCCAGUACAGUGACUGUGCAGACCAUCGGACAGACGUACGAGGGUCGCCCUCUGGAUAUCAUCCAGAUAUCCUCUGGAGGCGGCGGCUCCAGGCCGGUCAUCCUGAUCGACGCCGGCAUCCACGCCAGGGAGUGGAUCGCGCCAGCUGCCGCCCUCUACGUCAUCAACCAGCUGGUCGAGAACGCAGCCGAGAGCGCGCUCACAGACAGCGUCGACUGGCACAUCAUCCCCGUGCUCAACCCCGAUGGCUACGAGUACACUUUCACAGAGGACCGUAUGUGGAGGAAGACCCGAUCAACAACAACAUCUCCUAAUUGUCCUGGAGUGGACGGCAACAGGAACUUUGACUUCCACUGGAAUGACGCAGCAGCCGGCGGCAGUGAUGACUGGACCAAGGGCGUUGCCGGAGUAGCCCUCUCCUACACCAUCGAACUUCCCGAUGACGGCUCGUCCGGUUUCGAUCCUCCAGCGUCAGACAUCCUCAAAUUGGUGACGCCAUUCUUCGAAGCCGUGCGCGUCUAUGGGGAAUAUAUUGCUGAUAACUACUGAUAAAACGAAUCACU
Molecule: messenger RNA, 983 nt
Organism: Schistocerca nitens (vagrant locust)
Lineage: Eukaryota; Metazoa; Arthropoda; Insecta; Orthoptera; Acrididae
Product: carboxypeptidase B-like
Exons: 6
Coding region: 1-969 (322 amino acids)
Biological process (GO): proteolysis
Molecular function (GO): metallocarboxypeptidase activity; zinc ion binding
Source: RefSeq, a predicted model, not a curated record